AUGUCGUCGACGACUCUCCCGCUGCUCUUCAUCAACCUGGGCGGAGAAAUGCUUUAUAUCCUGGACCAGAGGCUACGAGCACAGAAUAUCCCUGUCGACAAGGCGAAGAAAGUGAAUUUGUUUUCUGGCUGGAUAAAGGUUGAAAAUAGGAAAUGUAUUAUGAAUGACAUCAUCACAACCAUGUUCAACAAGAAGUUUCUUGAAGAGCUCUUCAAGCCUCAAGAGCUUUAUUCCAAGAAGGCACUCCGCACCGUCUUCGACAGACUUGCCCACGCGUCCAUCAUGAGGCUCAAUCAAGCCAGCAUGGAUAAGCUGUACGACUUGAUGACCAUGGCCUUCAAGUACCAGGUUCUCCUGUGUCCUCGACCUCGGGACAUACUCCUGGUUUCCUUCAACCACAUGGACGCUAUCAGGGAAUUUGUCAAGGACACGCCCUGCAUUCUUGCCCAGGUGGACAACACCUUUCAGCAGCUCAUCAAGAUGUACACACCGUUGCCAAGCGGUGAAUUCCAGCUGAUUAGACAAACACUUCUCAUCUUCUUCCAGGACAUGCACAUAAGGGUAUCUAUUUUCCUAAAGGACAAAGUGCAGAACUCCAAUGGUCGAUUCGUGCUCCCAAUCAGCGGUCCCAUUCCCCAUGGAACACAAAUCCCGGGCGUGAUAAGGAUGUAUAGCUGUACUGGAGAGGAGACGAGCACAGUGCUGUUCAACAAUGCCGGUAAUUACGCUCCCGCUGUCUGCGAAGGAUCCUUCGAGCUUUUCGGCGACAGGAUCACCAAACUGGGCAACAACAUGUACAGCGUGUGCCGUCCAGUGGAAACUCAUAUGUCAGGAACCUCCAAGCACUCAUCACAGAAUACAAAGGUCAAAUUGGCUCCCAACCCUCUGGCUAAAGAGGAGCUAAACCUGUUAGCCACGCUAAUGGGAGGCUUGGACGUCCAGAAGAAUGCAGACAGUGGCUUCCGGGUUAAUCUUUUCGCUACAGACGAGGAGGAAGAGGAGGCAUUAAUAUCCAGACCAGAUGAGCUGUCUUACGGAUUUAUAAACAUCCAAGCUACAAAGGAUCAAACCGCCAACGCCGAGCUGGCCAAAAUCAUGGGCGAGUUCAGUGAGCCUCAGGAGUCGCCUGAUCAAUCCCCGAGUGUCAGCAGCAAAGGAGACGACCUCCUAGCCAUGAUGGACGGUCUGUGA
Molecule: messenger RNA, 1191 nt
Organism: Nerophis lumbriciformis (worm pipefish)
Lineage: Eukaryota; Metazoa; Chordata; Actinopteri; Syngnathiformes; Syngnathidae
Source: RefSeq, a predicted model, not a curated record